This is a messenger RNA of Hipposideros armiger (great roundleaf bat), 1113 nucleotides long. RefSeq names its product aspartate beta-hydroxylase (gene ASPH). The record is from RefSeq and is a predicted model, not a curated record. Lineage: Eukaryota; Metazoa; Chordata; Mammalia; Chiroptera; Hipposideridae. Gene Ontology annotation, molecular function: peptidyl-aspartic acid 3-dioxygenase activity. The coding region runs from base 14 to 283 and encodes 89 amino acids. Gene Ontology annotation, cellular component: endoplasmic reticulum. Gene Ontology annotation, biological process: peptidyl-aspartic acid hydroxylation. The transcript is spliced from 2 exons.
CAAAUAUUCCGUCAUGCACCCAGGAACUCACGUGUGGCCGCACACAGGGCCAACAAACUGCAGGCUCCGAAUGCACCUGGGCUUGGUGAUUCCCAAGGAAGGCUGCAAGAUCCGAUGUGCCAACGAGACCAAGACUUGGGAGGAAGGCAAAGUGCUCAUCUUUGACGACUCCUUCGAGCACGAGGUGUGGCAGGACGCGUCGUCUUUCCGGCUGAUAUUCAUCGUGGAUGUGUGGCACCCAGAGCUGACGCCCCAGCAGAGACGCAGCCUUCCUGCAAUUUAGCGUCACUCAGGCUCAGGACACUGUUGAGGGGCUUCCUUCUGGUUCUCUGUCCGUGGGUGUGGGCAUAGAAGUUCAAACACCAAGGUCCUUCAUUUUCUUGAUUUGCAGUCUGAAAGCUUCUAAACCUCUUCUUAGGGUGUGAAGACACUAAGGGGAUUGUUUGCCUCACUACAAAUCACUUAGAAAAUACCCUGCCGUAUUCCAUCCUGUGACAGCACCCAUCUGGUGCCCGUAUUUCAGGUGAAUCCAUGAUAGCGUCUACCUUGCCAGCCAAAGAUAUGUUUUUCCAUUUAGAAUAGGUUAAAUCAGUGUACAGUGAGAAUGUAUGUAGAAACUGUGAAAAGAUUACUUUAGCUUGUAAUUUUUCUAUGCAAUUAUAUUUUUCUAGGGUAGCUAGAUUUUAUCCUCACGUACCACUACUUUUUUUGUUAAUUUUAACAAGCUGUGUAAAUGCUUUACUUCUAGCUGUUUAAUGGUAACUUUCCCAGUGGAUUCAGACUUCCCUCUUAUAAUUAUUUUUAGUCAAAGACAUUCAUGAAAAAAGCAAUUUUAUUUUCCUAAUACAAAGCAGAAAGACAUACAUUACACCAAUGAACUGUACUGUUCCCUACCCAUUGAGUCUAUUUGCUUUCUUAUCUUCAUUGAGAAUCAAAGUGUCUUAAUUUCUCUCCUCACUAUAUGAGUGGUGGAGAUACUGUCAAGAUGGCAUUUCUUUCUAAGAGGAACCUUUUACACUAAAAUUAGACACGCAAUCAUUUUAUAUUGAGUUAUACAAAUGCCACAUGUAAAAUUUUUUUUUUUUUUUUUUAGCUGAGCCAUCCUGCUACCUG